This is a messenger RNA of Marmota monax (woodchuck), 6479 nucleotides long. It is a transcript of the gene Eef2k, whose product is annotated as eukaryotic elongation factor 2 kinase. The transcript has 18 exons. Bases 421 to 2598 code for a protein of 725 amino acids. Gene Ontology annotation, molecular function: calcium ion binding; ATP binding; calmodulin binding. NCBI's taxonomy places the organism in Eukaryota, Metazoa, Chordata, Mammalia, Rodentia, Sciuridae. Gene Ontology annotation, biological process: protein phosphorylation. The record is from RefSeq and is a predicted model, not a curated record.
GCUCCUGCCUUACACCAGACUCUGCCCCAGCCCCGAUCUGCUCCUUCCCGGGCUCGGCUCCUGCCGGGAUCCAACGCCCACACGCCCCGCGGUGCAGCUGUCCCAGCCCUGCGGUCUGUCGCCUGCGCUCCUGUCCCGGGUACGCAGCCGGGUGCCCCUGGAUCGGUCCGCCCUCCCCGCGGUCUCCCCGCUAGCCGGCCCCUGCGCCCCGCUAGCCGCUCCCCGGCACUCUCGGGGGGCCCGCCCGCCCUGCACCCUGGAGCGCCGGGCCGCGAGCCUCUGCCAGCUUCUCUGGAUCCUAGCGGCCGUGGGCAGCGGCGGCCGCGCCUGCCCGCCCCAAGGAGGACCUUUGCUGCUGCCUUGGUCCAGUAACUCUGGCUCUACCGUGCACUCCUUGGAUAAAACGGGUACCCCUGGAAAAUGGCAGAUGAAGACCUCAUCUUCCGCCUGGAAGGCGUUGAUGGUGGCCGAUCCUCCAGGGCUGGCCACGACGGGGAAUCUGAAGCAGACAGCGAUGACGAUGAAGGCUAUUUCAUCUACCCCAUCACCGAGGACCCCGGGUCCAACCACAAUGGCAAUGCUAAGGUUAAUAACUACUACAGCAACCUAAAGAAAAGUCAGCAGAACGGCUCCAGUGGGUCCCCGGCCAGCUCCUUCCACUUCAAGGAAGCCUGGAAGCAUGCGAUCGAGAAAGCCAAGCACAUGCCCGACCCCUGGGCCGAGUUCCACCUUGAGGACGUUGCCACCGAACAUGCUACUCGCCACAGGUACAACGCUGUCACUGGGGAGUGGCUGGAAGAUGACGUUCUGAUCAAGAUGGCAUCUCAGCCAUUCGGCCGUGGAGCAAUGAGGGAGUGCUUCAGGACGAAGAAGCUCUCCAACUUCUUGCACGCCCAGCAGUGGAAGGGAGCCUCCAACUACGUGGCCAAGCGCUACAUCGAGCCCGUGGACAGGGACGUGUACUUUGAAGACGUUCGCCUACAGAUGGAGGCCAAGCUCUGGGGGGAGGAGUAUAAUCGGCACAAGCCCCCCAAGCAGGUGGACAUCAUGCAGAUGUGCAUCAUCGAGCUGAAGGAGAGACCCGGCCAGCCACUCUUCCACCUGGAGCACUACAUUGAGGGCAAGUACAUCAAGUACAACUCCAACUCAGGCUUUGUACGCGAUGACAACAUCCGCCUGACUCCACAGGCCUUCAGCCACUUCACGUUUGAGCGUUCUGGCCAUCAGCUGAUCGUGGUGGACAUCCAGGGUGUGGGUGACCUCUACACCGACCCGCAGAUCCACACGGAGAUGGGCACGGACUUUGGAGAUGGCAACCUAGGUGUCCGAGGGAUGGCUCUCUUCUUCUACUCUCAUGCCUGCAACCGAAUAUGCCAGAGCAUGGGCCUCACUCCUUUUGACCUCUCACCCCGGGAGCAGGAUGCAUUGAAUCAGAAUACCAAGAUGCUGCAAUCAGCCAAGACCACCUUAAGGGGGACAGAGGAAAAGUGCGGGAGCCCCCGAGUGAGGACCCUCUCUGGCAGCCGGCCCCCCCUGCUCCUUCGCCUUUCAGAGAACUCUGGAGACGAGAACAUGAGUGAUGUGACCUUCGACUCUCUCCCAUCUUCCCCUUCGUCAGCCACACCACACAGCCAGAAACUGGACCCCCUCCAUUGGCCCAUGUUUGGUGACCUUGAUAACAUGGCACCCAGAGACCACGACCGUCUAGACAACCACCGGGACUCUGAGGCCAGUGGGGAUAGUGGAUACCCCAGUGAAAGGCGGGGUGAGCUGGAUGACCCAGAGCCCCGAGAACAGGGCCACUCAAAUGGCAACCGGAGGUACGAGUCCGAUGAGGACAGCCUGGGCAGCUCCGGACGGGUCUGUGUGGAAAAGUGGAACCUCCUCAACCCCUCCCGCCUCCACCUGCCAAGGCCAUCAGCGGUGGCCCUCGAAGUGCAAAGGCUUAAUGCCCUGGACCUUGAAAGGAAAAUCGGGAAGUCUGUUUUGGGGAAGGUCCAUCUGGCCAUGGUGCGCUACCACGAGGGCGGGCGCUUCUGCGCCAAGGACCAGGAGUGGGACCGCGACUCGGCGCUCUUUCAUCUGGAGCAUGCGGCAGACCUGGGCGAGCUGGAGGCCAUCGUGGGCCUGGGACUCAUGUACUCGCAGCUGCCCCACCACAUCCUGGCUGACGUCUCUCUGAAGGAGACAAAGGAGAAUAAGACGAAAGGAUUCGAUUACUUACUCAAGGCCGCUGAAGCUGGCGACAGACAGUCCAUGAUCCUGGUGGCACGAGCUUUUGACACCGGUCUGAACCUCAGCCCAGACAGGUGCCGAGACUGGCCCGAGGCCCUGCACUGGUACAACACUGCCCUGGAGACAACGGACUGUGACGAGGGCGGUGAGUUCGAUGGGAUGCAGGACGAGCCCCGGUAUGCGCUGCUGGCCAGGGAGGCUGAGAUGCUGGUCACCGGAGGCUGCGGGCUGGAGAAGGACCCGCAGAGAUCAGGGGACUUGUACACCCAGGCGGCUGAGGCAGCCAUGGAAGCCAUGAAGGGCCGUCUAGCCAACCAGUACUAUCAGCUGGCAGAGGAGGCCUGGGCCCAGAUGGAAGGAUAACUUACCAGAACAAUUGCUGCCAGCUAGUCCCAAGCAAAAGGGCUAAGGGGUUGGGAUGGGGGGUGGGUGGGGAGACUUAUUUAGUUUGAGAAGGAAAAGGUAUUUUUCAUGUGCUGUAAAUUGACUUUUGUAUUUUAUUUUAUUUUAUUUUUUUGACUCUUGAAAAAAGGUCUUUGCUACUAGCAGAGACCCUACAGCUGUCCCUUAGGACAGUGUUUUCGGGGAAUGGGGAUUGAAAAAAUGCAGCCUAAUGAACCAUCCUACUGUUAUUGAGAUUCUCUUUUUAUUUUUUACUUCUUGCUUUCUUAUCUUGAGACGUGUCAUACUUUUCCACCAUGGACAAUAUGAGACCCUUGCUCACCAGCCUUUCCAGGCUAGAUUCAAAUCUCAGGCCCUCAGAACCCCGUUUCAAGAAUGGGGAUGGGAAGUGAAGAGCUAACUUCCCAGGGGUGUGUUUUGUCCUGACUUAGUGCACAGCCAUCUUUCUCUGAGCAUUUGGGAGCAUGCAUGGUGUUUUUUGAGUGCACAUGCAGCCUCCCUUCUAUCCUGGGGCAGGGGCCUGCACAUUGAUUAAUUUCUAACGUCAUAGUUUAGUUUCCUCCUGCCCUGAGACUGAUUUUUCUGGAAUUCCAGCCAAAUUCCGUUUUUGAAGCAUGCUUUCUUCCUAUGGGCUUUACAAAACAGGUUUGAUUUUUUUUUUUUUUUGUAUGUACACAUUUACUACCUCUAACUUGUACAUGAAUACUUGGUGUGGAACAGGGUGCAUCUCAAAGCUUUAAUGAAUGAGGACAGCAGCUUGGAAUAUGGGGGACUUUGCUCCAAGCAGCACAUACCCUGCUUCCUAGUGGCAACAUCCACACAGUGACUAAGUGUCCCUGGUGCAGUAUCCCUUAGCAUUUUCUUACAUGAAGCUAUUCUUAUAUAGAAUCUGCUCCCCAGCCCCCACUCUUGGCAUUUUCUGCUCCAAGCUGGGCUGAUUUUCUUGUGAUUUGCAGCUUGGCUGCUUUCAAUAGCAGCCCCUUGAGAUUUACUAAAGAUGUUUGAGGAUGAGAGGGCAAGAACUAUAAACACUCAUUAGUUCUAGAAGUUUCCCCAGGGUCAAGCUACAAUAUCUUUAUUUAAUGAGCUUUCUCCUUACAAGGAGUUCCUAUUUAAUACUAGUGUGAUUUCACUUGUUGUUUCAAAUAGCCAAGAAACUAGACAAUUCAAUCAACCACAAAUGCUAGAGCAGCCUCUUUCUCGAACAAUCAAAGGAUGCAAAGCCAAGUGUAACACACAAGCCACUCUUACUUGUUAAGAUACUCCCUCAGCACUUCAGUUUGGAGCACUGUGUAGUCAUGAACUUGUGCAAACAUUAGAUUCUAAAGUGGGGUGUGCCCUUCAAGGAAAAAUUAAGUCAGCAUUACCUGUGAAAACUCCCCAAGUCCACCCAGAAAUGACAGUAUCCCCAGUUUUUGCACAUGGACUCAUAACAAUUUUCCUUUAGAAGUUGGUACUGAUCACUCUUCUUUCAUCUAUACCAGAUCAGUGGUUAGCUUGCUUUAAAUUUUAUGUGUGUUUUAAACCAGUACCUAUAGUUAAAUUGCAUAUAUUAAAUGUAAGAAGCAACUUUAUUGCCACAUAUUCCUUCAAAGUAAUCAAGCCUUGUGCUUUUUUGUUGGUGGUGCCGUUGUUAAUUCAGACAGCUUCCUUCUUCUCUGAAAUUUUUUUUGAGGGGGGGGGUGGAGGAAUUGGGGAUUGAACCCAGGGGCACUCGACCACUGAGCUACAUUCCCAGCCCUAUUUUGUAUUUUAUUUAGUGUGACAGGGUCUCACUGAGUUGCUUAGCACCUUGCUGUUGCUGAGGCUGGCUUUGAACUCGAGAUCCUCCUGCCUCAGCCUCCCAAGUUGCUGGGAUUAUAGGCGUGCACCACCCUGCCUGGCUUCUCUAAGAUUUUAUUAGACAAAUAAUUUGUCUUUUUGUCCCUUGUAUCUAAUUCUCUAUCAAAAUGGAUAUAUAUAUAUAUAUAUAUAUAUAUAUAUAUAUAUAUAUUUUUUUUUUUUUUUAAAUGAAAGGGCCAGAUAGACCACAUGGCCUUUUUUUGCAGCUACUCAACCCUGCUAUCAAAUUGCAAAACCAGCAAGAGACAAGAUGUAGACAAAUGAAUAUGGUUAGUGUUCCAAUAAAACUUUAUUUAUAAAAACAGGUGGCCCUCUUGGCCUGUAGUUUGUUAACCCUUGACUGAAAGCUACUUCAUUAAGCUGCAAGAACAGAGGUGUAUCAACUUUGUGGCCUCCAGGACUAUUUUUUUUUUUUGGUACUGAGGAUUGAACCCAGGGGCUUUUAACCACUGAGCCACAUCCCCAACCCCCAUCCCCUUUUUUAAAAUUUAGAGACAGGGUCUUGCUGAGUUGCUUAGGCCUUGCUAAGUUGCUGAGGCUGGCUUUGAACUCUAGAUCCUCCUGCCUCAGCCUCCCAAACUGCUGAGUUAACAGGCGUGCACCACUGUGCCUGGCCUCCAGGGCUUUUAAGCAUAGUACCUUAGCAGAGUUGGUUACCAAGUAAGUGCGUGAAUGAAGGGAGGGCCAGCUCCAGUCAUGGAGCUCACUCUGAGUGAUUCCUUGUCUGGAUUUGCUUUAACCAUCAUGCCUACAAUUCCACUCCCCACCCACCCACAUGGCCUUACUGUCAGGAAGUGCUCUCUUUCUCCUCCAGGAGGCUAGGGUGGUCUGCAUGCAGACCAUGAGAAUGAAAAAGGAACUUGCAAGAUGUUGAGAUCCUUCUGAGCUACCAGAAGCACUUAUUCCACCUUUAAAACCUAGGUCUGGGGCUGGGGAUGUAACAGUUGGUAGAGUGCUUGCUUCAAAGGCACAAGGCCCUGGGUUCAAUCCCCAGCACCACAAAAUAAACAAACAAACACAAACCCUAGGUCUGUGUCAUCUGAAGCUGGUUAAGGCAUCUCUCCCUGCAGCAAACCCAAGACAGUCCAGCUCAACUAGAAAGACAGCAGAGACUGUCUUCAAAUUCAAGAGGCAGGUGGAAAUCCAGAUUAGCACAGUUAGGAUUAGCAUCUGUCACCUUCAUUUCACAGAGAAACCACAGGUUCAUGUAGAUUCUGUCACAUGAUACUGCUAGCUAGAGCUGGAGCUAGGAAUUGAGAGAGGCUGUCAUUUAGAGGAUCCUGGGGAUAUAAUUUAAACUAGAAUUCAAUGGCCCAUUCAGGUUUUUGGUGUUUUUGUUUUUUGCCAAGGGAUGGAACCCAGGGGCACUUAACCACUGAGCCACCUCCCCAGCCCUUCUUUGGAUUUUAUUUAAAGACAGGGUCUUGCUGAGUUGCUUAGGGCCUUGCUAAAGUGCUGGGGCUAGUUUUGAACCCACAAUCCUCCUGCCUCAGCCUCCCCAGCUACUGGGAUUAUAGGCAUGUGCCACCGCACUCAGCUUAGUUCUGCCAGAGGUAAAAGAGAAAUAAACAAAUGAGGGCAAGCUUUAUGGGUAUAAGAAGAGAAAAAUCCUCUCAGACCCAAGCACUUUGGAAUAUCACUGCUCCCCUUCUCACCGAGGCAUUCUGGGAAUUUAUCUUCAAUACCACCUUCCAGGUAUAUCACCCUUCUUGCUAUUUUGAUGUUUUUAUUACCUUCCAUCCCAGCUCACUUGCAUGCACAUGUUUUACAAGUCAACAAAUGUUUACAUGAGUAUCUGCAGCUUGGUGGGGGGGGAGACACACCGUGUAUUCUCUGUGGAUUUGGGCCUCUUCCUUGCGUUUCCAGUCUCAGAGGUAACCAUUUCACCUCCUCAAGGUAGACUCAGGGUGGGACCCGGAGAAGUGGCUCUCUGUACAGAUUUAUUUUUGCAUAUGUACUAAGUUGCACUUUGUCUUUCCAAAUAAAAUGGUUUCUUUCUU